Messenger RNA from Artibeus jamaicensis (Jamaican fruit-eating bat), 11281 nucleotides. RefSeq names its product suppressor of cancer cell invasion (gene SCAI). Gene Ontology annotation, molecular function: transcription corepressor activity. Gene Ontology annotation, biological process: DNA-templated transcription. Lineage: Eukaryota; Metazoa; Chordata; Mammalia; Chiroptera; Phyllostomidae. The transcript has 18 exons. The record is from RefSeq and is a predicted model, not a curated record. Bases 103 to 1923 code for a protein of 606 amino acids. Gene Ontology annotation, cellular component: nucleus.
GCCGUCCUCCCGCCUCUCCGCCUACUCCAUCCUCUGCCGCCUCAGCUUCCCGAGCGAGCCCUGCGGCCGCCGGAGCAGCUCCCGCGGUGGAGCAGGAGCCGGAUGGUCAGAGGAGCCCGGCAGCCCCAGCAGCCGCGGAGUCGCCUGGCCCCCAGACUGACUGGCACAGUGGAGAAACCACCUCGAAAACGGAAAAGCAGGACUGAAUUUGCUCUUAAAGAAAUCAUGUCCUCUGGAGGUGCUGAAGAUGACAUCCCGCAGGGAGAGAGGAAAACAGUUACAGAUUUUUGUUACCUUCUGGAUAAGUCUAAACAACUGUUCAAUGGGUUAAGAGAUUUGCCACAGUAUGGGCAGAAGCAGUGGCAGUCCUAUUUUGGAAGAACUUUUGACGUUUACACCAAACUCUGGAAGUUCCAGCAGCAGCAUCGACAAGUCUUGGAUAAUCGGUAUGGCUUGAAGCGGUGGCAAAUAGGGGAAAUUGCUUCUAAGAUUGGGCAGCUAUACUACCAUUAUUACUUACGCACAUCUGAGACCAGCUAUCUGAAUGAGGCUUUCUCCUUCUAUUCUGCAAUCAGACAGAGGUCAUAUUAUUCUCAAGUCAAUAAAGAGGACAGACCCGAGUUGGUAGUUAAGAAGCUAAGAUACUAUGCAAGAUUUAUAGUAGUUUGUCUUCUUCUCAACAAAAUGGAUGUUGUGAAGGAUCUGGUGAAGGAAUUGUCUGAUGAAAUUGAAGAUUAUACUCACCGCUUUAAUACUGAAGAUCAAGUGGAGUGGAACCUAGUGCUUCAAGAAGUCGCAGCUUUCAUUGAGGCGGACCCCGUAAUGGUACUGAAUGAUGACAACACCAUUGUGAUCACAUCGAACCGCCUCGCUGAGACGGGAGCCCCUUUGCUGGAACAGGGCAUGAUUGUGGGACAGCUGGCUCUGGCCGACGCACUCAUUAUUGGUAAUUGUAACAAUCAGGUUAAGUUCAGUGAACUAACUGUUGACAUGUUCCGGAUGUUGCAAGCCCUGGAAAGGGAGCCAAUGAAUUUAGCCUCCCAGAUGAAUAAGCCAGGAAUGCAGGAAUCAGCCGACAAGCCUACCAGGCGAGAAAACCCCCACAAGUACCUGCUCUACAAACCCACCUUCAGCCAACUGUACACAUUCUUAGCAGCAUCUUUUAAGGAGCUGCCUGCCAAUAGCGUGCUCCUGAUCUACCUGUCAGCCACCGGCGUCUUCCCCACAGGUCGUUCUGAUAGUGAAGGUCCCUAUGAUUUUGGAGGGGUACUUACUAAUAGUAACCGGGAUAUUAUAAAUGGAGAUGCCAUCCACAAACGAAAUCAGUCCCACAAAGAAAUGCACUGCCUCCACCCCGGGGACCUCUAUCCUUUCACACGGAAGCCCCUGUUCAUCAUUGUGGACUCAUCCAAUAGCAUCGCAUAUAAGAAUUUCACAAACUUAUUUGGACAGCCACUAGUCUGCUUGCUUUCUCCUACAGCAUAUCCAAAAGCUUUACAAGAUCAAUCUCAACGAGGUAGCCUCUUCACUCUCUUUUUGAACAAUCCUCUAAUGGCCUUCCUAUUUGUCUCUGGAUUGUCAAGCAUGCGUAGAGGCCUGUGGGAAAAGUGUCAAGAAUAUCUUCGAAAAAUCAACCGCGACAUUGCCCAGCUACUGACGCAUUCACGUUCAAUAGACCAGGCGUUCCUGCAGUUCUUCGGAGAUGAAUUUCUCCGCUUGCUUCUCACAAGAUUUGUCUUUUGCUCAGCCACCAUGAGGAUGCACAAGAUUUUUCGGGAAACACGAAACUAUCCUGAGUCAUAUCCACAGCUGCCAAGAGAUGAGACAGUGGAGAACCCUCAUCUCCAGAAGCACAUUUUGGAGUUGGCCUCCAUUCUGGAUGUUCGAAACGUCUUCUUUGAAAAUACCAUAGACGACUAUUAACACAAAAUCCUCGUGUCGAAACAGUUUUUCAUUUGCCACAGAUUUUAAAUGGUGCCGUUUUCUAAUGUGAUGACAGACACACAGUGAUGUUACUUAGGUUUUUAUUUUUUAAUUUAGGACCACCAUUUUAAGAACAAACUGAAAAAAUUGUUCAUACUUUUAGGGUAAUUAUUUUAAAAUACAAUCUUUUGGGUCUUUUUAAAAACUCAACUAAUCUUGGGAUUUUUUUUCUUUUUCUUUUUUGGUCUUGAGGUAUGGAAACUUGCCUCCAGCAUCUAACCCUACACUCAAAUAGUCACUAUUCUCACCCUGUGAAGAGUAAAUUAUUUAUUUUUGUACAAUGAAGAAAAUCCAACUCUUAAACUUGGACCUUUCGUGUGUGGAUUUGGAAAAUACAUAAUUGUUCAGAGAGGAAGCUAGCCAGCAUGGACUAUUAGAAAUCAAGAACAGAGUCCUGCCGUACGAUUUCUCUUCAUUCCAACUUAGUAGGUAGAAAGUGUAUGAUUCUCUGAAGUAUAAUCAACACAGUUCUUGAAAUCAUUUCACUUGUUUAAAUACUGUCAGAAUUUCAGAAACUGUAUAAGACUGAUUUGCAUCUGAAGGCUAAAUCUUUCACUGGGGUCUUGAGAGGGAUGAAUAUCGUUUGGAAUGUGUGAGUCCUGUGUUACUAUGAGAUAUGUUUGCCUAUUUUGUUUCCUUCAUAGUCUUUGAGUAUUGAAAUGAAAAAAAAGAACCACUUUUAAGUAUUUCAUUUAAAAUGCAGAUUGUUGGUUCAAUAACACAGUAUUUGCAGUUGGAAUUCUAUUUAAAUUCUUUGUUCGUAAGAUCAGGUUUAAAGACUGCCUAGAUGGAAGCCCGUGGAACACAGUUCAGACUUUGUAAUCUUUUUGCAUAGUUCAUAUUUAUGAGACUUCAGAGUCAGAGAUGUUACUCAUUUUAGCUGAGGGUAACUGAAUUGCUAUUUAACCUAAAAUGGAAGUUGCUUUUGCAUUGACAAUUUGGCAAUAAGGUUUUUUAAAACCUGUUUUAUUUAAUAUUUUAUAUACAUGCACAAGUUUUUUAUUAUUUUAAAUAGGACUCAGUAUAUAAUAUAAAGAUGUUUGUGUUUUUCCUCCCUGUCAUCCCCUUCAUAAUUUUGCAGGCACUAGCUGUGAUGUUUUCCCCUCUCUUUUAACUCCACAGAAUUCAAGUUCAGAAAGUCACGAAUCAAAUUUCUGCUUAAUUUUCUGUACAGGCUUGCAUUCUACCUCUGGCAGCCCCGGGGGAAAUGGUGAUAGCUUUUGCAGCCGCUUUCCUAUGUCCUUAGGGAAUUUUUUCUGUAAUAUUUUCAACUUGGUUUUCAUUUCUGUCAUACAGAAUUAGUUGGGUCCAAGUUAUUAAUAUAUUUGUUUCAAUUGGCUGACUUUUCACCUGAAGUCUUGAAGCUACUGUUCUUGGUUUGGGGGGACUUUGUGAUGUUUUAUUAAUUUUUGAAUUGUUUGUUCUUUUAAACAGUAUUUCGGAAAGCUUUGGAAACAUUAUUCUGGGUAGAUAUUUUCUUGCUCAUGGGUGAUUUUUCCUUAGCAGAUAGACUGUUUUCCCUUUUCUCAGCCCCUUCGCUAACGUUGGAGCUUUCCUGUGAGCUCUGCAUUCACCUGACUCCAGCAGGACAGACCUUAGUGGGCUGGCUGCUGUAUCAGCUCUCCUGAAGUUCUGUGCCAGUGACAUUCCCAGCAACACAUAUGUUCCUGUUCUCUGAUGCUUAAGAUAAUAUUUUACAUCCUGAGCUUUAUCCUCACCUGUUUAGCAUAAAGAACACUGGUCUGAGAACUAGGAGGCCUGAGUUCUAAUUCUGCCUUUCCUGGUAAUUAGCUUUAUGCCCUGAGCAGGUGUCUGCAUGUCUCUGCUUUUUAGCAUUCUCCUCUGCAAAGUGAAGGCAUUGGCCCUGGGUGCUGUCCAAUUGCAUGGUUCUAUAAUUUGAACUCUUGAUUCCAAAGGUAUUGAUUUCUUUACUCAUGUCACCUGGAAAACUAGUUUCCCUGAUUUUAGUGUACACAAUAUUUACUUUUCUAGAUUAUAUUUAACUAGUUUUUGUUCAAGAAAAUAUCUGGGUCCCACCUAGUUGUUGUAGAAACUAGUUCAGAGAGAGUGAGUCCUGAAAUAUUAGAGCUUCUGUGAUGAGAAAUGUGUUUAUCUAACAACAAAGGGUCUCAGACAUCACAGCAAGGGUUUAGAUGAUGACAUUGCUUCUUAAGCUAAUGGUGGUAUAAAUUGCUUACUGGUAGUUAAAAUUUUUAAGUGAGCCAAAGUGAUCUUGAGAGGAAAACUGCUAGAAAAUUCUAAACUAUUGUUUCAUUCAUGCCUUCAGAAAAAAAGUGUUGAACAACAUCCCCACCCCAGAUUCUGUUCUAGGUGCUGUGGGAAAGCAGUCAAAGUAGACUUAAAAAUUCCUGUCUUCAGGAAGCUUCUACUCAAGUAAGAGGAGUCGGGCAAUAUGUGUAAUAAUUAAGUAAUUUUAUGUUAGAAAUUUAUAAGUAGUAUAAAGAAAAAUUAGAUCACUGUAAGAGAAAUUUUAUUUGUUUCUUUUGGGGCAAAGAGCAAUGUUGCAAUGAGUGAUCAGGGUAGGCCUUAUUAAGAAGAUCACAUUUGUGCAAACACUUAGUAUUUCUUUGUCUUUUCUCUCUAUGGUUUUUUUACCUUUUAUUAUAAAAGUUUUAAACAUAAACAGAGGUUACUGAACCCCCUUGUACAUUUUACGGUGUUACUUUCAUCAAGGACAAAGAAACGUGGAAGGACAAUCACCCAGUGGGGUCAAGACAGCAGCGGCACAGAGUCUUCAUUUUUUCCAGUGCACGCUGCUCCCCUUUAGAAAUAUAAAGAUAUUGAGGCCUUUAUUUAUUUAUUUUUAGAUUUCAUAGAAAUUGAAAUAUUGGAACUAAGAACAGAGCAAAGCAAUAGGAAAGGGCACUUCUUUGUUUUCAAACGGCACACACUCCCCCUGGAGAUUCUGAUACAGUCUCUUAUCCUUAAAAUCACCAUAAACAAAAUAGGGAGGAGAAGACUCCAAGAAGUCAGCUAUACACAAAACAAAAUUAAGCACAAAGAAUUAAUUUAUCUUUCUUCACCCAUAUAUUUCUGAAGUUGAUAAUGUACCUAUCUUCCCUAUUUUACAAAAGGGAAAUACACGACCCCACCACCACCAAAACUAUUCAUUUACUCACAGUGAUAGUUAGAACUCAGAUCUCCUGAUCUCAGCCCAGUCUUUCCAGUAGCUCAGGUUGUUUUCUAUAGUGACCGAGAAAGAAAUAAUUAGAGAUUUAUAUUUUGGCACAAAGGUUAUGAUAUUUUUUAAUAUCAAAUAUUAAAACCAGUAAAUCAGUCAGCCCUAGCAAAUUUUUGUGCAUUAAUUAUAAAGAAUCCACAAAAGUUAGACCUUUUGUCUUUGAUUUUAGCCAGGAUAUGUGUGUGUGUGUGUGUGUGUGUGUGUGUUUUCCUUUUAGGAAGUGGUGCUCUCAAAACCUCUCAAAGCACAUAGAAUUUAUCGUACCCUUUAUAUUUUUAUCAAGCUGAAAUGUUCUGCGAUUAUAAAAGCAAAGUGCAAUCUAGUCAUGACUGAAACUUUUCUGAUCUGGAGUCUGGGUUUUAUUUUUCCUCACAUGUGGCUUUUGCCAUCUGUUUUGUUUUUGUAAUAGAAUUCCCUGAAACAGAUUAGGUGGUGAUUGAACUGAAUUUCAUUGAGGUAAAGGGAAAAUCAGCAAAUCUGCUUUUUUAUAUAUCAGUUAUGGAGCUUUUUGUAGCAUUCUUCUUCAGGUUUAAUCUCUGAUCUGUGUGACUGUAAUUUUCUGUCUCUCAGAAGGGGUUUGGCCUCAGUUGAAAAAUCUUGUAGUUAUCCAUGGAGACUUGUAAUCAGCCUGAUACACAGAGAACAUUCUUCACUGGAUAUAUAGUAAGGUACCAAGGUCUGCAAACUUGGCUACUGCCAGUGAUUCAGAAUCCCACCCCCGACCCUAAGUGAGUAAAAGAUUUGAUUUUUAAUAUGAAUGGUAUGAAUCUCCUUGUGAUAUUUUGGGUGUAUAUGUGUUCCUGUAUGUUUGAUUGGAGAGAGUAAAGAGUAUUUAUGUUGAGGGCUCCUUUGUUUUUAUUUACUUGAAAUCCUUACUUGUAAUGGUAUGUGUAUAUUUUUAUGAUGCUAAAUGCAAUCUGUAUACUUUUUGUAUAUAUGUACAUGUUUGUAAAUAUAUUGGUAUGCAAUGAUAUAGUAUGUGUAUAUUAUAUACCCGUACCCAUUGUGGGCUGAGUUUAUUUACGUUCUGUGAGGACAUCAGAGUGGCAUUGUUCAUGCUGCUGUAAUUAGGUUGUGGCUGUAGCUCAUUCAUGAGCCUCUAUUUUAAGGGGCUUUUGUUUGGGUAAAAUGGGUAAAUUUGGGGUUGAAAUUAGGGUACAAAAAUCUUAACAGAUGGCUGGAUAUUCUUAGCUUUAAAUUCAUCUGCCGAUUUUCUUUUAAACUGAUGAUAAAUUAGUGAUAUAAACCUGAAAAACCUAAGUAUGUGAAACUGAGACACCAGCAGAUUCUUAAGCUGCAUUAGUCCUUUAUUUUCUUGAUCCAUAGUUGAAUAUUAUUACUGAGUAGUAAAGUAUUUAUGCUGAGAAUCGAGGGACUGUGGGAAAAAUUACUUUGAUCACAUUUCAAAAUAGAUAGGAAAAUGUCCUUUAAAUAGGGACUAUGUUCUUAGUUGCCAUUUUAUUGCCUGAAACUGACUUUUAAUUUUGGAACAGUUGUUUUCACCAUUGUGUCUCUGUGACUCCAUGAGGCAGAAAAAGGGGCAUUAGCUAGGGGACUUAGGUUGGGUGAAAUUCAUUGAGAGCAGGGGGUUGUUAUUGGCAUAUUUACAGCAGCUGUGAUCACAUUAGUCCCAUCGUGGCAUUUCUGACUGUACAUGUUUCUUAUGGGGGUUGCAUAUCAAAGAUGAGUAUGUUCAUCUGAGCAAAUGCUUCCAGUGAAUAAAAGGCCUCCAGUUGUAUUUCUUUGUCUCUAUGAGAUCGCUUGUGUUCUGCAAAUUGAUGAUACAUUCAUACAUGAAGUAGGAUUCUUAAUAUUAGGUGCAUGACGUGCUCUAAAUUCUGGGCCUUCAAACCUCUACCAAAGAUGACAGGUGGGGGAGAUAAGAGGAUAGUAAUUAUGUACAGUGCCAAUUUGUGAGCCUGUGAUAUAUCACAGAGUAUCCAUGUUCAGUUACGCUUGUCUUCACUGGGCAUGUUUAUUUGCAUGGAAGCGUGUAAAAGAUGUUUAGUAUACACUUGAAUACAGUCACCACAGAAAUUAAUUAGAGGUUAUUUUUGCAUGAUAAAAUAGAACUGCAAAACAACCGUUUCCCCCAGUAUUCUUCAGAAGAUUAAUUCUAUCUGACCCAAUGUUAAAUUAUCUUAGAGAAGUUAGAAUCAGGAAUCAAUUUUACCACCCCCAAAAUACUACAUUUGCCUCUUCAUUGUAGUUUUAAUAAAAGUCAACUAUUCAUAACACUUCUCAAUUAAAGUCUUAAAUUUAAAAUGUUAUAAAUAUUAAAAUUUGCUAAUGUGGCAUUUUGAAAAAUCAGUGAACACGUUCAUAGUGUUGGAUGUUCACCAGAUCAUUUGUUGCAAUUGGAGACUAGCAGAGCAGGUGUUACGCUAUUGGGUUGGCCAAAAAGUUCGUUUGUUUUUUUCUGUGAGAUUGUAUUGUGACAGCUGUCAUAUCAGUGUGCACUUUUUAAAAACUUACCAAACAUUUUGUGUGGCCAUUUUAAUAUUGAAGAUGAAAGAAAAUAUGCAACAUUUUCUGCAUAGCAUGCUUUAUUAUUUCAAGAAAGGCAAAAACACAACUGAAAUACAAAAACAAAGAUUUGUGCAAUGUAUGGAAUAGGUGCUGUGGAUGAUCGAAUGAGUUAAAAGUGGUUUGCAAAGUUUUGUGCUGGAGAUUUCUCACUGGACGAUGGUCCAUGGUCAUAGACCAGUUGAAGCUGACAGCAAUCAAAUAGAGAACAAUCGACGUUAUACCACCACAUGGGGAGAGUGACACUCAAAAUAUCCAAAUCAGUGAAGUUAUUGGUGUAAAUGAAAAAACUGUCUUUACGAAAAGAACUAAACGGACACAUUGACCAACCCAGUAUUUAAAAUUCAUGGCACCCACUCGGGCUCAGUGUGGGCAUUGAUUUGAGGAGAGCAGCAACAAUAAGUGCAGUAGAUGAGGUUCCACUGUGAAUAGGACUCCAACAGCUGCAGAGCCAGUUGCUUGGUGGUUGUAUCAGGAUGGCUUAGAAAACCAAGCACUUUCCCCUGUUCUCCUGUACUCCUAGACAUUGAUACUCUGACCCUAAUAGUGCUACCCAUUCUCCCCUGCAUACUAUGACCACCUUAAAAAUUUUUUUUAAAUGGCACUUUGUUUUCCUCAAUCUAGAAUUUCAAAACUGUGUCCAGCUUCACUGAGUUUUUUUUUUUUUUGGACACAUAUUUCACAAGCAUAUCUUCUGUUUAAGGAAAAAUAAUUGGUAUGUUAAUGGAAUCAGUCACCUAUUGGAAAGAAGGAUGUCAGAAGGACAGUGCAAGGGACGUGCCCCUAAAUGGGUGAAGAGAAAUGUAUUAAUAUAACUAAUUUGUUUGUGCCAUAGAAAUAUUUCCAUCUGUAGGUAUGGAAUAUUGUUAAGCUAAAAUUGGUAUUUUUCACUUAUUUGGUGUAAUACUGGCUUUUGAGAAGAAUUUCAUUUCUGCAUAACACUGUUACUUAAUCACUGAUUGAAGCACCAUUUCUUAAUUUUAAAAUAUUUUUGUUAAUUUGUGGUUUUUUUAUUAUUUUUAAAAUUAGUUAUCAAACUGAAAUUUUUAAAACAUUUGAAUAGUAGGUCAGAAUUUUUAAAUAGUUUGAAGUAUAUUAAUUUUGCACUCCACAUUCAAUUGAUCAUAAGCCUGAAUUUGGUCACAGAACAGACUGUAAGUUGGGAGUAUUUUCCUAUUUGGGAGGACAAUUCCAGGAUGUCCUAAGACAAUCAUCUUUUUAGGUAGAGUGUUGUGUUUAUUGAGACAUUGGUAAUUUCAGGGUUCAGAUUCUUUCUGGUAGGUUUAUGGAAUGAAAGUUAAUAGACUGAGUGAUGUUAUCACUUUCAGGAUGAGAUAGAAAAUUAUAGCAGCCUUCUUACAGGUCUGCAGUAAACAAUAUUUAAAUUUUAUGUUAGUUCUGGCCAUUGUGGCUCAGUGGAUUGAGUGCCAGCCUGAGAACCAAAAGGUCACUGGUUCAUUUCCCAGUCAGGGCACAUUUCCUGGGUUGCAGGCCAGGUCCCCAGUAGGGGGUGAGGCAACCAAUCGCACACUGAUGUUUCUCUCCCUCUCCUUCUCCCUCCCUUAUCCUCUCUCUAAAAAUAAGUCAAUAAAAUCUUUAAAUGUUUACAGGUCUAUUUUAAAAUAAUAUGUUAUAUCACUAAUAUUCUUUUCUCUUUUGGAACUUUCAAAUCUCCAUUUGUCCAUGAUUGAAAAUUAAGAUUAGUGAACAUUACAACUUGACCCAUAAGUUUUCUCAAGCAUCAAAUCAGUGUGAUCGACCACGGUAAAAUGUGAAAUGAUUAUAUAUGAUUAUCCUAAGGUAAAUAUUUCCAAACCACAGGGAAAUAACCCCAGUAUUUUUUAAAAUCUUAUUCCUGUCCUCCUUUGCAUGUCACUGAUUUUUUCUAAAUUAUAAAAAUGUGUUGUGAUAUAUUAAAAUCCACAAGAAAAACUGCAUUAAAUGUUUUAGGGCAAUAAGAAUUAUUACUGUUUCUUGAAGAAGGAGUUCUUUAAAAACAAACUCGUUUCUUCAUCUUUUAUUAAAAAUAAUUUUUAAUGGUUCAGUAAAAUGCUUUAGGACUUGACUUUCACGGCUUUUUACAGUUAUCUGGGUACAUUCCUUUCGUCACAUAGACCACGUGGCUAGUUCUCCAAAUGUUUUUGUUUUUAAUAAACCUGCUGUUAAAUAAUCAGAAUCUUAUGUUUUAGAGGUUUCUUCUUGUUAAGGUGGAAAGGUCUUAGAUACUAGGAAAGGCAGAUGUGAUGUCCUAAUAUUUCAUAGUAGAGCUUACAAGUGAAGGAAUUUAUCCAAAUAGGUUAUCUUCAGUGUGUAGCACCAGUACAAAUAGGGGUUUCAUGAGUCAUUGGAUCUGAUGAAGCAGUGAUAAAUCAUCUCUUAAUUUGCUCUAAUAAUUAUUGUCAUUUCAGGCCACAUUCUUUUCUUUGAGCAAUUUCCACGGUCAGGUUGAAUACCGUUUUUCUUUAUUCAAAUCAUCACAAAGGUUAAGAUAAUCAAAUAGGAGUUAAAAUGAAUUAUGUUUGAUUGUUUUUCCCUGAAAAUAAUGGUGAACCUAUUGUCUGUAUUAUGAAUAUUAGGCAGAAAUGCACUUGUUCCGAUCAUAGCAGAAAUUACAUCUGGAGAAUAUAACUGAUUUUCUAGUGGUGUGAAAUACUUUUUAAAAACUGUGCUUGUCUGUAACUGAAAUGUUAUAGAAUUGUAACAAUAUAGGGAUUAUAGAGUUAUAUUAGCUCUCCUCAAGACAUUGAAGCACAAUAAUUUUCAUGUAACAGUUUUUAUCCAAGUGCUGCUAAUCUGUUGUGCAAAUAAUGAAGCUAUUUGAUUGCCUAUCUAGCUAUUCACAAAUGACUAUAAUCCUUGAGACGUAGUCUUGUUGCUCACUUGUAGUAAAUUUUGGGUAUUGUGGGUUAACACUUUAGAACAGAAUCCAUCAAUUCAGUUGUGAGGCAGCAAACCAUUUGAAUUCAUUAGUUUUGUAUGCAUUGUCAGUAGAAUAAAUUUUGAAGGGGCUAUUUACUACCAAUGACUAAGAGGGAAUAUUAUAUUGUAUCAUUUGACUUGAACUUUUGUGAUCUUGUAAGUCUUGUCUGUUGUGUUUGAAACUUACUUAAGCCAUACAUACUCUUAAUGAUGUUUUUUAUGUUCUUUCUCAGCAGCCUUUUUGUCUGGUAUGGUUAAUAGCUUAUAAAAAUUGAGAGGUUAUUGAAACAUUUUUUUUCCUUGAGUUCAUCACUUUUGACUCUUGUAUAUGGGAUUUGUCAUAAAGAAUAGUCAGCCUUUCACUUACUUCACAAAAUGAAUUUCAGAAUUAAACACUGUGACCUGCAGAGCGGAUUUAGUAGGCCCCCGUCUUUCCAGUUUUCUUCUUUCAUAUGGUGCCUACCACCUUGAGGGAGCUUAAAUACUAGAGGAUGGGAAGUUAAACAUUGUCAUUUUUGUUUAUUGAGUAACAAGAUCACACAGCAUUUGAUUUUUGUUGUCAGUGUAUUGAGAGCAUUUUUACAUUAAUAAAUGUUCUGUAGAAAUGUGACUACAUUCAUCAGAUGUGAACUCUUGUAAAUGAAUUUUGUA